Molecule: messenger RNA, 687 nt
Organism: Mytilus californianus (California mussel)
Lineage: Eukaryota; Metazoa; Mollusca; Bivalvia; Mytilida; Mytilidae
Exons: 4
Coding region: 101-385 (94 amino acids)
Source: RefSeq, a predicted model, not a curated record
UCUACAGUAUAAAUAUACUGAUUUAAAUAUGAUUGCUUUGUCUUUAGGUUGUAAUGCACAUACAAAUAUAAUCGAAUAUGACACUUUUAUGGAGUAGAAAAUGAAGAUGGCUAUUGCACCCGUUUUGUUUUUUAUACAACUCAGCAUUUCAUCAGGAAUUGAGGUGUGCUUAAAUGGUUCGGCUGUUGGAUAUUGUAGUAAUGGAUGGCAUUGUUGUACCAAUGGUUACUGCUGUCCUGAUGGGUUUAUAUGUUCUUACAAUAACCAUUGUUAUUAUAUAAGAGCUUCGCUUAUUCCAGGAUUGUGUGCUGUGCUGUGUGUUUUAUGUUUUAUCAGCAUAGUUCUAUAUACAUCAAAAAAGCAUUGGGACAGUAGAAAACUAUGAAAGGUUGGAGAAAAUUUUUAAACAAGAGUGGACACACUGAAAUGUCUCGCCUGUUUUAGUGUUCAUAAUUGAAUUUAUGUUGAAAGUAAAAAAAAUAAGUUUAUAUAAACUUUACAUUAAAUUAACAUUUUAAUGAUGAAUGAACAUGAAGUCAAGGUGAGAUAAACCCUAUUGACAAAUAUGGCCAUUUUUUUUAUUUCCUCUUGAGUACAGACAAACCUGUGCACAAGGAAAAGUUUUAAGGCAUUGCAGAAACUGGAUAAAUAUUUGUCAAUUCCUUGAGAUGAACCUGAAAGACCCCC